UAUAUCAUGAAUCAUGAUUAAUAAUAAUUAUAAGUCAGCUUACUUUUCGGAAAAAGGACAGCUCAGCAAGAAAAAGAGGUUCCAAGAAACUCUGGCGUAAAACCUCAGCAUCUUACUUGUGAAAAUGACUAGGGUUUUACAGACCUUCACAAAACAUAAACUCAAUCCCCCUUGUUCAAUCUCAUUCGGCCCAUUCAAUUCCUCCACCCAAUUCCGAUGGAAGAAAAAACCCACCAGCACCGCAAGAACCCGUUUAGAGACCCGUACCCGAGACCUCAAACUCGACCAACUCUCAGCCCGUUUCAAGAAACUCAACCUCAUUCUUCACCUCCACAAGCUCAUGAUUGAUAAAAAACGAGGCCCAUUUGUCUCUCUUCAACUAAUGUCUCGCUGGAACAACAUCAUUGGACUUAACAUUGGCAUUGGCGCUUUUCUCCGCAAGUACCCCCAUGUGUUUGAUGUAUUUACUCACCCAGUUAAGCGGAAUGUGUGUUGUCGAAUUACGGAGAAGAUGAAGGGGUUGUUGAAUGAGGAAGAAGAUGUUGUUAGGGAUUUGGAAUUGGAGAAUGUGAAAAGGGUUAAGAAGAUUUUGUUGAUGUCGGUUAAUGGGAGAAUUCAUGUACAUGCUUUGAGGUUGGUUAGGAGGGAGUUGGGGUUACCGGAAGAUUUUCGUGACUCGGUACUUGGGAAGUAUAGUGAGGAUUUUAGAUUAGUUGAUUUGGAAGUAGUGGAAUUGGUUGAUAGAGAUGAUGAGAGUUUGCGUGUUGCGAAGAUUGAGGAGUGGAGGGAGAGGGAGUAUAGAGAGAAGUGGUUGAGUGAGUAUGAGACCAAGUAUGCUUUUCCUAUUGAUUUCCCGACUGGUUUUAAGAUCGGGGCGGGGUUUAAGGAGAAGUUAAAGAAUUGGCAAAGAAUGAAUUAUGUUAAGCCUUAUGAUGUUAAUGAGGUCGUGCGGGUUCGUACUUGUGGAGGCAUUGAACGGUUUGAGAAACGUGCUGUUGCAAUCCUUCAUGAGUUGUUGAGUUUGACGGUGGAGAAGAUGAUUGAGGUUGAGCGGAUUGUACACUUUCGGAAAGAUUUAGGGAUUGAAGUUAAUCUCCGGGAGCUUAUUUUGAAGCACCCUGGAAUAUUUUACAUAUCCACCAAAGGAAGCAAUCAAUUGGUUUUUCUUAGAGAAGCAUAUAGCAGUGGGUGUUUAAUUGAGACUAACCCAAUUCAUGAUGUUCGGAGAAAAAUGUUAGAGCUUAUGUUGAUGGGAUGUAGGAAUACUAAAGAGUUGAAAAUUGAAAAGGAGAAAAUCAAGGACAGGACUGCAAACCAGGUACUUUAUAAUGACGGUGAAAGAGGAGGACGGGACACUGACUUUGUUAUCUCGAUUCUAGAGAACUGUCAUGGUCAUAAUUAUGACUAUGGUGCUAGUGAUAUCGAAGAUUCUUCAGAAUAAUAGAACUGUGUUAAUGGGGAUUUCAUCUUUAGUGAAAGUUGCAGAUUGCAAGCAACUUAGUUGAAAAUUUGGAAGUCCGUCCUCAAGGUUGGAUGGUGCAGAUUGAUCAUAGUGAAACAAACAUGAAGGACCU
Daucus carota subsp. sativus is the source of this 1574-nucleotide messenger RNA. Its product is annotated as protein ROOT PRIMORDIUM DEFECTIVE 1. Gene Ontology annotation, molecular function: RNA binding. The coding region runs from base 125 to 1441 and encodes 438 amino acids. The transcript has a single exon. The record is from RefSeq and is a predicted model, not a curated record. NCBI's taxonomy places the organism in Eukaryota, Viridiplantae, Streptophyta, Magnoliopsida, Apiales, Apiaceae.